AUGCUCCGAAACACAUUUUCUUUCUUUUCUCAUUCUUUCUCCAAAUUUUUUCUUUCUUUUCUCUUUCUUUUUCUUUCUUUCUUUCUUUUUUUCUUUCUUUCUCCAAACUUUUUCUUUCUUUUCUCAUUCUUUCUCCAAAUUUUUUCUCUCUUUUCUCUUUCUUUUCUCUUUCUUUUUCUUUCUUUUUUUCUUUCUUUCUCCAAACUUUUUCUUUCUUUUCUCUUUCUUUUUCUUUCUUUCUUUCUUUCUUUCUUUCUUUCUUUCUUUCUUUCUUUCUUAACACAUUUUCUUUUUUCUUUCUCGCCAUUUUCUUUCUUUCUCGCAAUUUUCAUUCUUUCUUUCUUUCUUUCUUUCUUUCUUUCUCCUAACCUUUCCUUCCUUUCUCAUUCUUUCUCCAAAUUUUUUCUCUCUUUUCUAUUUCUUUUCUCUUUCUUUUUCUUUCUUUUUUCUUUCUUUCUCCAAACUUUUUCUUUCUUUUCUCUUUCUUUUUCUUUCUUUCUGUCUUUCUUUCUUUCUUUCUUUCUUUCUUUCUUUCUUUCUUUCUUUCUUAACACAUUUUCUUUUUUCUUUCUCGCCAUUUUCUUUCUUUCUCGCAAUUUUCAUUCUUUCUUUCUUUCUUUCUUUCUUUCUUUCUUUCUUUCUUUCUUUCUUUCUUUCUUUUUCUCCUAA
Molecule: messenger RNA, 669 nt
Organism: Acanthosepion pharaonis
Lineage: Eukaryota; Metazoa; Mollusca; Cephalopoda; Sepiida; Sepiidae
Source: the annotation of a GenBank genome assembly